Messenger RNA from Stylophora pistillata, 1564 nucleotides. Its product is annotated as matrix-remodeling-associated protein 5. NCBI's taxonomy places the organism in Eukaryota, Metazoa, Cnidaria, Anthozoa, Scleractinia, Pocilloporidae. Gene Ontology annotation, biological process: signal transduction. The record is from RefSeq and is a predicted model, not a curated record.
UCUACGGUUUGGAAGAAAAGUUGAAGUAUCUAUGGGCUCAUUUCCCGUCAAAAGGUUCAUCUUAUGUGGAGCUGUCAUUGGGACUAUCUGCAGUGCUCUACAGCAAGGCGAAAUCCUUUGCAAUAUACGUAAACAAGCCUUUUUUGGGAGAGAGGUAACUGUGAAUCUCCAGGACACAGUGUUACUCAACUGCUCUGUCCUCCGGGGGGGACCAAUGAGACAGAUUACAUGGAGCAAAGAAGACAAUGGAAGCAAACUUCAGUGGGUUUCCAUAUUACCAUCCGAAUCAGUACCAGGUUUCUGGUCGAGUGUUCAAAUAAGCAAUAUCAGCGCAAAGGAUCAUGGAACAUAUAAAUGCGAGUUGCCAAAGGACAAUGGAACUAGUAUAUGUUCAGUAGUUCUCCAUGUUAACUCCCCACCACAUUUCAUGAAAAGAAGAGGAUUCUUCACCACAACCCCGCAGUAUUUGUCUGAAGGUCAAGAUCCUGUCUUCCAUUGCUACGCAAGAGGCUGGCCGAAACCAUCCUUCACUUGGCUCAAAGAUGAAGUGGUAAUAAAGGAUGGUGACGGUAAUCAUUCUUACGCGCUAACGACAAGAAACAGCGGUCUGGAUUUAAAGAUAUUUUACGUCCGACAGAAAAACCAUGAGGGACGAUACACAUGUGUGGCAAAGAAUAAAUUUGGCGAGAAACGACAUGAAGUCAACCUUUCUGUUAAAAGCUCGGAAAAUGUUCCACCAAAAGUCCAUCCCUACGCAUCUAUCGAUAAAGUAAUCAUUCAGAAAAGUGGCAAUGCGUUAUUGACGUGUGUGGGAGAAAAUACCCCAAAUUCAAUUACAUUUAUCUCCUGGGCGUUCGAAGGAAAGGAUUUGCCACUGGACGGUAACCAUAGACUGCACCAUGAAUCAAACUUCUUUUUUGAUGAGCAGUCCAUUCCAAAAGUUAAUUUCUCAUUACUAAUAAAGAACGUCACGGAGCAGGAUACCGGGGCAUAUCAGUGUAAGGUCCGUACUCUAAGAGGAAGCGACUAUGGCACAAUAUACUUGAGUGUUGUUGAAUCAAACGAAACUACAUUAAAGGAAUUCCAGUACGACGUCUUUAUCAGCUUCAGUACCCUCGACUACUAUUGGGUGAGAGACAACCUCACACCUGUUUUGGAGAGCAAGCGAAUCAAUUACUGUAUUCACAGCCGGGACUUCAUCGUUGGAAAGGCCAUAAUCGAGAACAUGGCAGACAGUGUUUAUAAUAGCAGAAAGGUACUAGCGAUCAUUUCGCGAAAUUAUCUUGACAGCAACUUCUGCCGUGAAGAAUUAGAAAUUGCGAUGCACCGUUCUGCAGAAAUGGCUGAUUCAUCUCUCUUGCUAAUUAGACUCGAUAAUGUUGAUACGAAAAAUCUCCCCAAGACACUGAGGAGGCGGACGUUCUUGGACUACUCAAGUAACUUGGAGAGAGUUGAUUGGGAGGAAAGACUAUUAAAGCAAAUUGAGUUCGAUGCUAAGGGCUUUCAUAGGAAAGUCACAUCAAAUUUGUCAACAGAUAUGGUCCAACUUAUUAGUCAUCUAUAA